UUUGCUUUGCCUUCUGUACCAUACUUCCACUACGUGUGUUUGAUUUACCAUUUUACACACGUAGAGAAUAGAGAGAUACAUGGAGCCUGUAACACCUUAUUUAUGCCGAUAUAAAGGCUACGUUUUUGCAGCAGGACUGAACACUGCAGAGUACAUUGAUUCACUUGAGACCUUUGAAAUAAGAGACAGUGAUGUUUUUCUUGUCACUUAUCCCAAGUCAGGCACUAUAUGGACUCAACAGAUCAUGAUAUUGAUCAAUGAAGAAGAUGGCGUGAAAGAUGACAACAGUACUAAUCUGGACAAGAUGCCUUGGCUGGAGUAUCCCAAGGGAAGAGUGGAUUAUACUAAGCGCCCCUCUCCUCGGCUGUUUUGCAGUCAUCUCACUCCUGCACUAAUGCCCUUAGGACUCAAGGACAAAAAGACAAAGAUUGUGUAUGUGAUGAGGAACCCAAAGGACAACCUGACUUCCUACUUUCACUUCUGCCAUAUCUGGAGUGAGCUGGAGUCACCUAAGAGCUUUGAUGAUUUCAUGGAAAAAUAUCUUAAGGGACUUGUUUCAGGUGGCUCUUGGUUUGACCACAUCAGAGAGUGGUACACCAACAGAGAGCAAUACAACAUCUUGUUCCUUACCUAUGAAGACAUGAUCAAGGAUCUGAGGACCGCAGUACAGAAGAUCUGCACAUUCCUUGGAAAGAACCUAGACGACAGGGCAAUUGACCGCAUUGUGGAAAGGGCUACUUUCAAAAACAUGAAAAAAGAUCCAUGUGCUAACUAUGAAUUUGUUCCCGAGAAUAUUUUCCUUCGUGAGAAGGGCGGCUUCCUGCGCAAAGGUGCGGUUGGAGACUGGAAGACAAUCUUCACAGUUGCUCAAAGUGAGACAUUUGACCAGAUCUACCAAGAGAGAAUGCGUGACCUGCCUUUGAAGCUCACCUGGGAUUUAAAGGAGCUUCCUAGAUAAUGUAGUAUUCAUGAUGAGUACAUAUUAAAGAGCAAUGAUUGAGUGGCCAGUUAACACCUGCUGUCAGUCGGAAAAGCAGAAUUCAUUUAAUGUGUCCAUGUUUUAGCAAAAAACAACAAACUUUUGAAUGUAAUCAAUUCAUGUGUACACUAAACAGUUUGUUACACCAUAGAAUGAAAUUCUUACUCUGUGUAUCCUCUCAGGAGCCUACGACAUAACUUGUAAGGACAUAAGGAAAGAAAAACACAAGGCGUAAAUCACAAAUUUACAAAAAUUACUAUUAG
Messenger RNA from Scleropages formosus (Asian bonytongue), 1242 nucleotides. RefSeq names its product amine sulfotransferase-like. The record is from RefSeq and is a predicted model, not a curated record. Gene Ontology annotation, molecular function: sulfotransferase activity. Bases 80 to 958 code for a protein of 292 amino acids. The transcript has 6 exons. Lineage: Eukaryota; Metazoa; Chordata; Actinopteri; Osteoglossiformes; Osteoglossidae.